Messenger RNA from Cavia porcellus (domestic guinea pig), 1792 nucleotides. It is a transcript of the gene Cnn2, whose product is annotated as calponin 2. Gene Ontology annotation, cellular component: focal adhesion; actin cytoskeleton. Bases 97 to 1017 code for a protein of 306 amino acids. NCBI's taxonomy places the organism in Eukaryota, Metazoa, Chordata, Mammalia, Rodentia, Caviidae. Gene Ontology annotation, molecular function: actin filament binding. The transcript is spliced from 7 exons. Gene Ontology annotation, biological process: actomyosin structure organization; actin filament organization. The record is from RefSeq and is a predicted model, not a curated record.
GCGGCGCCACCCGGGCCCGCCCCCUCCGCGCCCGCCCGGUCCCGGGCCCGGGUCCCCGUCCAGUCGCUCCGCGUCCUGUCGCCCGCACGUCCCGCCAUGAGCUCCACGCAGUUCAACAAGGGUCCCUCGUACGGGCUCUCCGCCGAGGUCAAGAACCGGCUCCUGUCCAAGUACAACCCGCAGAAGGAGGCCGAGCUGCGCAGCUGGAUCGAGGGCCUCACGGGCCUGGCCAUCGGCCCUGACUUCCAGAAGGGCCUGAAGGAUGGGGUCAUCCUGUGCACACUCAUGAACAAGCUGCAGCCAGGCUCGGUACCCAAGAUCAACCGGUCCAUGCAGAACUGGCACCAGCUAGAAAACCUCUCCAACUUCAUCAAGGCCAUGGUCAGCUACGGCAUGAACCCGGUGGACCUGUUUGAGGCCAACGACCUGUUCGAGAGCGGGAACCUGACCCAAGUGCAGGUGUCUCUGCUGGCGCUGGCGGGGAAGGCCAAGACAAAGGGGCUGCAGAGCGGUGUGGACAUCGGGGUCAAGUACUCGGAGAAGCAGGAGCGGAACUUUGACGAUGCCACCAUGAAGGCUGGCCAGUGUGUCAUCGGGCUGCAGAUGGGCACCAACAAGUGUGCCAGCCAGUCAGGCAUGACGGCCUAUGGCACCCGGCGACACCUCUAUGACCCCAAGAACCACAUCCUGCCGCCCAUGGACCACUCCACCAUCAGCCUGCAGAUGGGGACCAACAAGUGUGCCAGCCAGGUGGGCAUGACGGCUCCGGGCACCCGGCGGCACAUCUACGACACCAAGUUGGGGACCGACAAGUGCGAUAACUCUUCCAUGUCCCUGCAGAUGGGGUACACACAGGGCGCCAACCAGAGUGGCCAGGUGUUCGGCCUUGGCCGCCAGAUCUACGACCCCAAGUAUUGUCCCCAGGGCCCAGCCGACGGGGUCUCCUCAGGGAUCAGUGAUGGCCCAGGGGACUCCUCCGAGUACCCUCCCUACUACCAGGAGGAGGCCGGCUGCUGAGGCACCCUGCUGACCCCCACCUCAUCCCUCCGCCCCGGGUUUUGAGUCUUCUAUGUUUUCUUCUUUUCUGUUUAAUGUUUUCAGUGGUGCAGGGCUGGGUGGGAUGGGGGGGGGGGUGCCGGGAACUUUUCCUCUUUUGUUUUGAUUUUUGGGUGUUUUUUUUUUUUUUUUUUUUGAGACAGGGUCUUACUACAUAUCUUAGGCUGGAACAAACUCACUGUGUAGCCCAGGCUGGCCUCUAGUUUGCAAAGAUCCUCCUGCCUCAGCCUCCUGAGCGCCGGGCUGCAGGUGUGCACCAGCACGCUCGGCUCCCCCAUCCUCUUUCUGUACCUUUGCAGGACUGAGCCACUAGGUGGGGAAGGAGUUGGCCGCGUUGGGGUGCUGGGGGGUGGGGCAGGGGCUCCAGACCUCAGAUUUCCCAGUAGGCUUUGGGCCGAGCUGUAUGGGGCAGAAACAGGACCAGGCAGGGGAACCUGGCCCCAGAUUCGUGUCGUGUGUCCCCCAUCCCCCACCUUAGCGGCUUGUGGGUACCUGACUCAGCCCUAAACUGUGGGAGUCUUCAGGACCCCCGAUGGCCCCCACCCCUGCCCCCCACUGUGGCCCUUGGGGAUUCUGCUCCCCACCCCAGCCAGCUGUGUUCACCCUGCUGUCCCUGCCCGCACUGCCCCGCUCAGUACUGGACACGGACCCCCGGCCAGGGGCCCCUGGACUAUGAGAAAAUGUGAAAUACCAAUGUGGACCAGAGCAAUAAAAACCUCCGUUUUUAAGAAAAAAA